Messenger RNA from Theobroma umbraticum, 2016 nucleotides. Its product is annotated as ketol-acid reductoisomerase, chloroplastic-like. NCBI's taxonomy places the organism in Eukaryota, Viridiplantae, Streptophyta, Magnoliopsida, Malvales, Malvaceae. Gene Ontology annotation, biological process: L-valine biosynthetic process. The record is from RefSeq and is a predicted model, not a curated record. Gene Ontology annotation, molecular function: ketol-acid reductoisomerase activity. Gene Ontology annotation, cellular component: chloroplast; mitochondrion.
CGCCUGCUCUUCUCUCUCUCUCGCUGCCCUCUCUCGUAGCAGCAUUCAGCAAUGGCCGCCACCACCACUUCCUUUAAAGCCUCACUCUCUUUUACACCGUCGAUAUCUCCAUCGCUCUCUUCUAACUCCAAAUCAACGGCACACAAGCUACGGUUUCCUUCAUCAUCAUGGUGUUCACCAACUCUAAAAUCACUGAUCGCUCGUCAUGUCCCCACAAACAACAACGCCUCAUCCAACGGCGGCGGAUCAUCGCUCUCAGCAAAGAUGAUCUCCGUUCCUUCUUCCAUUUCUGCGACGACGUCGCUUGACUUCCAUACCUCCGUUUUCAAUAAAGAAAAGAUCUCUCUUGCUGGUCACGACGAGUAUAUAGUGAGAGGAGGGCGGCAUUUGUUCCCUUUGUUGGAUGAUACAUUCAAAGGAAUCAAACAAAUUGGAGUCAUUGGUUGGGGUUCUCAGGGGCCAGCACAAGCACAGAAUCUGAGGGAUUCUCUUGCAGAGGCAAAAUCUGAUAUUGUUGUGAAGAUUGGGUUGAGGAAGGGCUCUCGCUCUUUUGCUGAAGCCCGUGCUGCAGGAUUCUCUGAAGAGAAUGGAACUUUGGGGGAUAUAUGGGAAACUAUUGCUGGAAGUGAUCUUGUAUUAUUGUUGAUCUCUGAUUCAGCACAGGCAGAUAAUUAUGAAAAGGUCUUCUCUCACAUGAAGCCAAAUAGCAUCCUUGGACUUUCCCAUGGGUUUCUUCUUGGUCAUUUGCAAUCUAUGGGGCUUGAUUUUCCCAAGAACAUCAGUGUAAUUGCUGUCUGCCCUAAGGGGAUGGGCCCUUCUGUGAGGAGACUUUAUGUUCAGGGUAAAGAGAUAAAUGGUGCUGGGAUUAAUGCUAGUUUUGCUGUCCACCAGGAUGUUGAUGGUAGAGCUACAGAUGUAGCCUUGGGAUGGUCAGUUGCCCUUGGUUCUCCAUUUACAUUUGCCACCACAUUAGAGCAGGAGUAUAGAAGUGACAUUUUUGGGGAGCGUGGCAUCUUACUUGGUGCUGUUCAUGGAGUUGUAGAAUGCUUGUUUAGAAGGUAUGUUGAGAAUGGAAUGAGUGAAGACUUGGCUUACAAGAAUACUGUUGAGUGCAUAACAGGAAUUGUAUCGAGAACCAUAUCAACGAAGGGUAUGUUGGCUGUGUACAACUCAUUGUCUGAAGAAGGCAAAAAGCGAUUUGAGGCUGUUUAUAGUGCGUCAUAUUAUCCUUGCAUGGAAAUCCUUUAUGAGUGUUAUGAAGAUGUUGCAAGUGGAAGCGAGAUUCACAGUGUCGUUUUGGCUGGGCGUCGUUUUCAUGAAAAGGAGGGUCUACCUGCCUUCCCGAUGGGUAAAAUUGAUCAGACACGGAUGUGGAAAGUUGGUGAGCAUGUCCGAGCAACCAGAUCAAAUGAUGAUUUAGGUCCAUUGUGUCCUUUCACUUCUGGGGUUUUCGUGGCACUAAUGAUGGCCCAGAUUGAGGUCUUGAGAAAGAAGGGGCACUCAUACUCAGAAAUCAUCAAUGAGAGUCUGAUUGAAGCUGUUGAUUCCUUGAACCCCUUCAUGCAUGCUCGAGGAGUCUCUUUCAUGGUUGAUAAUUGUUCCACAACUGCACGAUUGGGUUCAAGAAAGUGGGCUCCACGUUUUGAUUACAUCCUUACACAACAGGCAUUUGUAGCAGUCGAUUCGGGCGCCCCCAUUAACCAGGACCUGAUAAGCAACUUCUUAUCUGAUCCUGUUCAUGGAGCUAUUGAAGUCUGUGCACAGUUGAGACCAACUGUUGAUAUAUCAGUGCCCCCAGAUGCAGAUUUUGUUCGCCCAGAAUUGCGCCAAUCUAGUUAGAGUUGAAGAGAUUUAAACUUAUUAUGAUAUCUAGGGUGAACAUCUUCUAAGAGUUGGGUAGUUUCCAGUAAAAGUUUAAUUGAGUGUAGCUACUUGCGAGACUGAGGAUCAAUUUUUAUUAUUAUCUUUGUUGGUGUUUAACUAAUAUCAUGUUUCUAUUAAAACAUUCUCAAGAAA